AUGCCAAUAGCUAAGUAUAUCAGUGAAGGGGGGUCAUCAAAUAGACCACCUUCCAUUAAGAUGAAACUAUUCCUUAAAUCACAAGAUACAGGAAUGUGGCGAAUCAUAAAAUAUGAAAACUUUAUUCAAAGAAUUGAUCAAAAUGAUUCAACAUGUGCUGAAAAGAAAGAAGUAGAGUGGACAAUAGAAUACAAAGCUAAGGUACUUUUAAAUUCUAAAGCUCAAUUGAUUUUGUCUUGUGCUUUGAGCAGGGAAGAAAGCGAAAGAGUUGAUGAAUACGAUACGACUAAAAAAGUAUGGGAUACACUACAAACCCAUCAUGAAGGAACAAGCCAUGUCAAAGAAACAAGAAUUGAUAUUGGCGUUCAAAAGUUUGAACUAUUUAAAAUAAAUGAAGGAGAAACCAUUGAUGAAAAGUAUUCAAAAUUCACAAUCAUAGUAAAUGAAAUGUGUUCUCUUGGAAAGGCAUACUCAGUAUAA
Cicer arietinum (chickpea) is the source of this 480-nucleotide messenger RNA. RefSeq lists its product as uncharacterized. The record is from RefSeq and is a predicted model, not a curated record. NCBI's taxonomy places the organism in Eukaryota, Viridiplantae, Streptophyta, Magnoliopsida, Fabales, Fabaceae.